CUCACACAAAAUGUCACGAACUCUUUUAUAUUAGAGGACAUGAACGGUAAAUCUCCAUAGCGAUCACAAUAGAAACAAAAUGGCGUCGAACGGGGAGACGGAGAAGUACUACCUUGAAAAGGAGAAAAUAGCUGUUGACUCUGAUGAUGAGUACACGUAUGAGGAAGUACCAGUGGACGAAGACUUUCUAGCAGCUGAUCUCCAUGAAGACUUGGACCUAGCAGUGCAAACAAUCCAGGAUGUGGAAGAGGACAAGCAGGCAGGGAUCAAAAAAGAUUCUGCCCCUCGUGCCUCUGUCACCAAACGAGAAGAGGUGGUGGAUGACUAUGUGCGGAAUUUCUUGGUACGAAUGGGAAUGAACAGGACACUGGAUAGCUUCCAGACAGAAUGGUAUGAGCUUCAGCAGAGAGGACUUUUACAUGAGGAAGAUGUUGGUGUGGUACCCGACAUUUAUCUCCGUAACCAGGACCUGGACAACGAAGUCAAGUUCCUUAAACAGGAGGUCACCAAGUACAGAGAAGCUGCCAUGAAAGCCAAGGAAACCUAUGUGAAGCUGAGGAAGGAGAGAGACUACCAUAGAAUGCACCACAAGCGAGUUGUACAGGAGAAAAACAAGCUCAUUAGUGAUGUUAAAAGAUUGAAGCGUCACUAUGCCCAGUACGAACCAACACUGCAGCAGCUGAAGAAGAAGUAUGAAGUUGCCAUGAAGGAGAAGAUGUUGUCCAAGCUGGAGAAGGAUAGAGCUGUGGGCCAGGUCACAGGAUUACAGAGCACACUUAAGUCCAUGGAGUCUUUUAAAGGUGGCUCAGCCAAGCAAAGCAAUGGUAAGAUGGGGUCUGGAGAACGACGUAACUGGCAUGUUGACGCUGAGGGGCGUGGCCCCACACAGAAAGCCCUGGCCCAGGAGCACAGUCGCACAUCACUGCCGGAUGUUCAGAAUCUUCCUGAGGAUUUCAAGCGUCAUCCAGAAGACUCGGAAUUCCCUGCUGACACAGGUGUGAACCCCUUCCUGGCACAGAUUAAGGCUCCGACUGGUCAUUUGUCCAGGGCUGGAGGAUUCCGACUUUCCAACACAUUCCAGGCACAUUCUCAUCCAAUCAGCGAUGUUGCCCUACACCCAAGGAAACAGAUUCUGGCCACCAGUAGUGAUGACCAUACAUGGAAGAUGUGGGCAGUACCGAGCGGUGACAUCAUCAUGACAGGAGAGGGCCACACAGACUGGGUGUCAGGCUGUGAUUUCCACCCAUCGGGAUCUAAACUAGCAACCUCCAGUGGUGAUUCUACAGUAAAAAUCUGGGACUUCUCCAAGGCUGAAUGUGUACAUACAUUCACAGAUCAUACACAUGCAGUGUGGGGAUGUUCUUGGCAUACCUGUGGGGACUUCCUCGCUUCCUGUUCUAUGGACAACACAUCCAAAGUGUGGGAUCUUAACAGCCUGAGGUGUCGUUUCACCAUGCGGGGCCACGCGGACUCCGUCAAUAGUAUAGAAUUCCUACCCUACUCCAACACACUACUCACAUGUUCUGCUGACAAAACUAUAUCUCUGUGGGACGCAAGAACGGGACUUUGUGCGCAGACAUUCUACGGGCACAUGCAUUCUGUGAACUAUGCUUCAUUCAACCUCCGAGGAGAUACAGUGGGUUCAUGUGAUUCUUAUGGUAUUGUAAAAUUAUGGGAUAUUCGUGCUGUUGCUCCAAUGGUCAGCUUUGAUACUGGACCCCACCCGGCCAACAGAGUAUCUUUUGACCCCUCAGGUUCAGUUAUGGCCGUGGCAAGCAAUGACAGCACCGUCAAGAUGUAUGAAAUCUCCAAUGGCAGAGUGAGUCCUCUGAUCGGACAUGAGGAUGCUGUCCAGUGUCUGAUCUUUGACCGCAGUGGAGAGUACAUGGUGUCCGGAGGAAGUGACUGUACGGUCAGAAUCUGGUCCUAGGCUGACCAGAAAAUCUGGCUCAUUAACAUUUUAUAAAUAAAACUGUGAAGGACAUUUUAAAUGUAGGUCAAAAGCGUCAUUUCUUUGAUGCUCGUCAACUUGUUUGUCAUCUUCUGUCAGAUAAUACCAUUAAAGUUGGACUUAAUGUACAAUUAUUACUGUUCAUUAUAAGUAUACUAAGAGAAGGUUAAUGAAGAAGGGGAUAUUUUUUGGACUGCUGAUAUUUUGACAUGGAUCAAUUAAUCUACAUGCGGAUAUCCGAGAAAGCCGAAACAAACCAACAUACAAAUAUUGUACAACUUGUUCCGUGUAGACAAGUAGAGUGGAGGAUGAGCAGUAGAUACCACAUCACCAAUGGUUAUAGUGGUACAUGGACUAUAGGUUCGACCCACAAACGUAUCAACUUGGAGUCAUCAAAAAUAUAAAUUUGAAAUCAGAAAUAAGAAUUGAAUAAGCUUUUAUGUUAGAAAUAUUUGUCAGUAGUUGUAUGUGUCUGUAGAACAUACUUGUAAAUUAUAUUGCAUCAGACAUAUACAGUGCUUUUGUUUAAUUAUUAAGAUACCAUUGAUAAUGUGAUAUUUUGAAAGUUCCUUAUAAAUUUUUGUAAAGAAUGU
This is a messenger RNA of Mizuhopecten yessoensis (Yesso scallop), 2544 nucleotides long. RefSeq names its product sperm-associated antigen 16 protein-like. The transcript is spliced from 16 exons. Gene Ontology annotation, biological process: axoneme assembly. The record is from RefSeq and is a predicted model, not a curated record. Gene Ontology annotation, cellular component: axonemal central apparatus. Lineage: Eukaryota; Metazoa; Mollusca; Bivalvia; Pectinida; Pectinidae. Bases 80 to 1930 code for a protein of 616 amino acids. Gene Ontology annotation, molecular function: protein binding.